Phaeodactylum tricornutum CCAP 1055/1 is the source of this 604-nucleotide messenger RNA. RefSeq lists its product with no specific name. The transcript has a single exon. The record is from RefSeq and is a predicted model, not a curated record. Lineage: Eukaryota; Bacillariophyta; Bacillariophyceae; Surirellales; Neidiaceae. The annotation marks the transcript as partial.
AUGUCGAAAAUUCGAGCACUUGUUGUUUCCUUUCACGUAGCGCUUUUGCUGCGGAAUUCCUCGGCGUUCCUUGGACAAAAGGUUCUAGGCAGGAGGACAAGCCGAACUUUAUCGCUACCAGCAUCUCCGGACGAUGACUUGAAGGGUGGACGAGAUCUUGCUCGUGAGUUUUACGAACAAGUAAGAAAACGUGAAAGUUACCCAGAGGCAGACUUCGACGAGUUGUCGGAACUGCCGGAGAAAAAGUCAGCGCCAAUGGAGCCAAUCGACCAACGACCCCCUGCAAAAGAAAUAAAGGAACAACAAAACAAGAAUGUUGCCAAACCAUCCGCCCCACCAGGUUCUCGCCCGAACUAUUUUAAGCCACGCAAAUUUACCGGAGCCUCGCCGAGUCCAACUGAUGGUGGAUCACUGUUUUCGUCGGAACAAGCAGAGCCGACUGAGAAUUCGGCUGUAUUCCGAGAACGACAACAAGAAUUUCGCCUCGCCGGAAACUUCGAGCGAACGUUUGGAUUGCAGGUUGCGUUGGUAGCGUUUUUGACAUCCAUCAUAGUAGUAGUGGGUCUUUCCGGCGGGAUAACGGAUGGUUCCGACCGUGAUUUCG